CGGCUUUGCACGUUAACCAUCACCUGAAGGUGAUUCUGCAUCCUAGAAGUUCCAUGGGACAGCCUCUUAAGGCUCUAUCUUCAGCUGUGGAGCUUUUGGAGAAUAAAAAGGUCGACGCACUGAUAGGCCCACAAACAUCUGAAGAAGCCGAGCUUCUGGCUGAAUUGGGAGAUACAGUGCCUAUCAUCUCCUUUUCUGCUAGUAGCCCUUUCUUGUCCCAAUAUAAAAAUCCAAACUUCAUCCGAAUGACAACUAAUGAUAACUUCCAGGUCGAAGCCAUUGCUGCUCUUGUUCAAGAAUUCGGGUGGAGAGAAUUGGUUAUGGUACAUGAGGACAGUUCCUAUGGAAACGGAAUCAUACCCAAUCUUCUUCUCGCAUUAGAAGAAGGCAAUGCUCGAGUAGCGCGUCGAACUGUCAUUCCACCGCAAGCCGGGGACAUAUAUGUCGAAGCCCAACUGUAUAAACUGAUGGCUCUGUCUGCCAAUAUAUUCAUUGUCCACAUGUCUGCUUCCCUCGCAUCUCGGUUUUUCUUGAAGGUUAAUGAGUUGGGAAUGAUGACUACUGGCUAUGGUUGGCUUGUGACUGAUGGGAUAGUAAACGAGCUGACUGCGAUGGAUCAGUCGGUUUUAGACUCGAUGCAAGGAGUCGUAGGACUUAGACCUUAUAUUCCACCCUCAGAGCUGCUUCGCAACUUCUCAUUGAAGUGGAGGCACAGCUUUUUCACAUACCAGCAUCAUCAAAUUCCUCAAGUAAAUGUAUAUUGCUUAUGGGCGUAUGAUUCUGUCUGGGCUUUAGCCACAGCAGUGCAUCAUUUAGGUCCUACAACUUCUGUAGAGAAGAAUGAUUCUGCAAAUAAGCUUGCUCAUCUGACUGCCAUUCCAACGAGACCGACAGGAUCCGAUCUAGUCCGCAAAAUUCUGCAUGGCAAGUUCACUGGUUUAAGUGGGGAAAUUCAACUUAAGAAUGGACAGCUGCAACCACCGGAAGCAUUUGAAAUAGUGAAUGUUUUUGGAAGAGUCAAGCGAAUCGGAUUUUGGACCCAAUUUGAUGGGAUAACGACGGGGCUAAAUAGGUCUACUGCUGCAACUCAAUCACCCUCUGUGAGAGAAAUGGGCUCUAUUCGAUGGCCUGGAUCAUCCUUGGCUAUACCGAAAGUUCAACGGAUUAUGCCCAAGUCUGGGAAGAGAUUGAGAAUCGGAGUUCCAAUUAAAGUAGGAUUUAAAGAAUUGGUGGGAGUGGAAUUCGAUCCGGUGACAAAUGCGACAAUGGUAACAGGAUUUUGCAUAGAUGUGUUCAAGGCUGCAACCGAUAUGUUGCCCUAUGAAGUAAAAUUUGACUUCAUCCCGUUUACAGAUUCGGACAUAUUGAUGGCUGCAAGCUACUAUAAUGAUCUCAUAUACCGCGUUUACCGUCAGCAAUAUGAUGCAGCCGUGGGUGACAUAACCAUCAUGGCAAAUAGAUCGUUGUAUGUGGACUUCACAAUCCCUUUCACAGAAACUGGAGUGGGGAUGAUUGUGCCAAUUGAGACGUCACGAAGCACAAACAUGUGGAUAUUCAUCCAGCCUCUCACAGCGGAUCUAUGGUUAGUCGUAGGAGCUUUCUUCAUCUUCACUGGAUGGGUGGUGUGGACAAUUGAGCACAAUGACAACGAUGAAUUCGAAGGACCAUUAGCUCAACAAAUUGGAAUAGUGAUGUGGUAUUCGUUCUCGACACUCUUUUUUGCACAAAGGGAAAAAUUAACCAGCAACUUGUCCAAAGUUGUGGUAAUUGUAUGGUUGUUUGUAGUUCUAAUAUUAACAUCCAGUUACACAGCAAACCUGAGCUCAAUGCUGACAGUUCAUCAGCUUCAGUCCUUGCCAAAGGGCGAAUCUAUCGGUUUCCCUGUCAACAGUCCAGCAGGUCAGACAUUCCUGAUCAAUCUACCCUUCAAAAAGCACUCUUUUUAUCCUUUGAAAAAGGUUGAAGAUUAUGCGAAUGCUCUGAGAUAUGAAAGCCGAAAAGGUGGUGUGUCAGCAAUUAUUGAUGAAAUUCCUUAUGUAAAUCUCUUCAUUUCCAAGUACUCUGCUGAAUACACCAUGGUUGAGCCUUCAUACUACAGCACCAAAGGAUUUGGCUUUGCUUUUCCUAAGGGUGACCCUUUAGUCCCUGACAUUUCUGCAGCAAUAGCACAAAUGAGAGAAGAGGGAAAACUCAACUUGAUAAGCCAAAAUUGGUUUCAAAAUCAUUCUUUACUCAGAAAUCAAGAUUCUGCAACAAAAGUGGCUAGACUCGACUUAUACAGCUUCCGCGGUCUCUUCCUUAUCACAGCCAUCACUUCAUCUGUAGCUGCGAUAGUAUCCUGCAAAUAUUUGAAGAAAGAAUCAACAAAUUCGCAGCAACAUGAGGUUGCUGAUAAACCUGUUGAAGAGAAGUUCUCGCCAGUUAGUGACAUCCCAUCAAGAAGAAUCAGUUCUAAACACAUCAGAAGAUAUUCCUAUUGAAUCAGAAGAAAGUGUGAUGUCCUCAACUGAUGUAUAUACCCUCAAUAUCAUGGUGCUUCUAUGUGGCAACAGACCAGGAACUUUGAAGCUUGUUAGGAUUUCUUAGCUGUAGGGAUGAAGAAUGAAGUCUUGUUAGAACUUUGAAGAUGUUUGAAUUAUAAUAUGUCCCUCUUAUACCUUCUGCUCUUUUUUAACUACAUCCGUAAAAUUAACCGUAAGA
Rhodamnia argentea is the source of this 2700-nucleotide messenger RNA. Its product is annotated as glutamate receptor 2.7-like. Gene Ontology annotation, cellular component: plasma membrane. The record is from RefSeq and is a predicted model, not a curated record. The transcript is spliced from 5 exons. Gene Ontology annotation, molecular function: glutamate-gated receptor activity. The coding region runs from base 54 to 2480 and encodes 808 amino acids. Lineage: Eukaryota; Viridiplantae; Streptophyta; Magnoliopsida; Myrtales; Myrtaceae.